Molecule: messenger RNA, 3203 nt
Organism: Sus scrofa (pig)
Lineage: Eukaryota; Metazoa; Chordata; Mammalia; Artiodactyla; Suidae
Gene: CALCOCO1
Product: calcium binding and coiled-coil domain 1
Biological process (GO): positive regulation of transcription by RNA polymerase II
Molecular function (GO): transcription coactivator activity
Source: RefSeq, a predicted model, not a curated record
GCACUGGCUCGCCGGCAAAAAGGCUCGGAGGAACCACAAACCCCAGAAGCCCUCGCGUCCACCCUUCUCCCUCCCCUCCUGGAGUCGGAGUGCUGUUUUUGUUGUUGGUGAAAGGUGAGGGAACAGCUGAUCCGUCUGUGGGGAGGGCAGACAUCUGGAGGGCAGAAUGGAAGAAUCAUCACUAAGCCGGGCACCAUCCCGGGGUGGAGUCAGCUUUCUGAACGUAGCCCGGACCUACAUUCCCAACACCAAGGUGGAGUGUCACUACACACUUCCCCCAGGCACCGUGCCCAGUGCCAGCGACUGGAUUGGCAUCUUCAAGGUGGAGGCUGCCUGCGUUCGGGAUUACCACACGUUUGUGUGGUCCUCGGUGCCUGAAGGUGUAACUGAUGGUUCCCCCAUCCACACCAGUGUCCAGUUCCAAGCCAGCUACCUGCCCAAACCGGGAGCCCAGCUCUACCAGUUCCGGUAUGUGAACCGCCAGGGCCGGGUGUGUGGGCAGAGCCCCCCUUUCCAGUUCCGCGAGCCCCGGCCCAUGGAUGAACUGGUGACCCUGGAGGAGACUGACGGGGGCUCUGACAUCCUGCUGGUUGUCCCCAAAGCAACUGUGCUGCAGAACCAGCUGGAUGAAAGCCAGCAAGAGAGGAAUGACCUGAUGCAGCUGAAGCUGCAGCUGGAGGGGCAGGUGACGGAGCUGAGGAGCCGAGUACAGGAGCUUGAGACGGCCCUGGCAACCGCCAGGCAGGAGCACGCGGAGCUUUCGGAGCAGUACAAGGGGCUUGCCCGGUCCCAUGGCGAGCUCACGGAAGAGAGGGACAUCCUGAGCCGGCAACAGGGAGACCACGUGGCCCGCAUCCUGGAGCUGGAAGAGGACAUCCAGACCAUCAGUGAGAAAGUGCUGACGAAGGAGGUGGAGCUGGACAGGGUUAGAGACGCGGUGAAGGCCCUGACUCGGGAACAAGAGAAGCUCCUUGGGCAGCUGAAGGAAGUCCAGGCAGACAAGGAGCAAAGCGAGGCCGAGCUCCAGAUGGCACAACAGGAGAACCGUCGCUUGAAUUUGGAGCUGCAGGAGGCCAAGGGCCGGCAGGAGGAGCAGAGCGCUCAGGCCCAGAGACUGAAGGACAAGGUGGCCCAGAUGAAGGACACUCUGGGCCAGGCCCAGCAGCGGGUGGCUGAGUUGGAGCCCCUGAAGGAGCAGCUUCGAGGGGCCCAGGAGCUUGCAGCCUCGAGCCAGCAGAAAGCCACCCUUCUUGGGGAGGAGCUGGCCAGCACAGCGGGAGCCAGGGACCGCACCAUAGCCGAGCUGCACCGCAGCCGCCUGGAAGUGGCCGGAGUCAACGGCAGGCUGGCCGAGCUCAGUCUGCACUUGAAGGAGGAGAAGAGCCAGUGGAGCAAGGAGCGAGCGGGGUUGCUGCAGAGUGUGGAGGCAGAGAAGGACAAGAUCCUGAAGCUGAGUGCGGAGAUACUGCGACUGGAAAAGGCAGUGCAGGAGGAGAAGACCCAGAACCAAGCGUUCAAGACUGAACUGGCCCGGGAAAAGGACUCUAGCCUGGUGCAGUUGUCAGAGAGUAAGCGGGAGCUGACGGAGCUGCGGUCGGCCCUGCGCGUGCUCCAGAAGGAGAAGGAGCAGCUUCAGGAGGAGAAGCAGGAACUGCUGGAGUACAUGAGAAAGCUGGAGGCCCGCCUGGAGAAGGUGGCAGACGAGAAGUGGAGUGAGGACCCUGCCACAGAGGACGAGGAGGCCGCUGCAGGCCUGAGCUGCCCGGUGGCUCUGUCAGACUCGGAGGACGAGUCUCCAGAAGACAUGAGGCUCCCGCCCUAUGGCCUGUGUGAGCGUGGAGACCCCGACUCCUCCCCUGCGGGGCCACGAGAGGCUUCUCCCCUGGUUGUCAUCAGCCAGCCAGCUCCCAUUGCUCCCCACCUCUCAGGGCCAGCCGAGGACAGUAGCUCUGACUCGGAGGCUGAAGAUGAGAAAUCAGUCUUGAUGGCAGCUGUGCAGAGUGGCGGUGAGGAGGCCAACCUGCUACUUCCGGAACUGGGCAGUGCCUUCUAUGACAUGGCCAGCACCAUCUUCCGAGGAGCCCAAAUUGCCCUGCAUCCCCUCUCUCCUGCCCCUACCCCUUCCCCUACCACCGGUGGCUUUGCGGUGGGUCCCUUGUCAGAGGCCGGCCCUGGGGGCCCUGCCACCCCCCCGUGGAAGGAGUGCCCCAUUUGUAAGGAGCGCUUCCCAGCUGAGAGCGAGAAGGAUGGCCUGGAGCACCACAUGGACGGACACUUCUUCUUCAGCACCCAGGACCCCUUCACCUUCGAGUGAUCCCCCUCCCCAGUACAUGCACAAGUACACACUUACACACACAUGCACACACUCAUGCAUCGCCCUACGCUUAGGUGUCACGCCUCUCUUCCCACAUGCUCAGCUCCAUGAUAUUCUGUUGCCAGAGAACCGCUCGUGUGUGGUUUCAUCCAAGCUCUCCAGCUUCACCCUCUCCUUCCUGGCUCUUCUGUCCAGGCAGCGACUCCUUCUUGGAAGCAGUGGCUGAGUUCACCCCCUGAAAGCGGUUUUGGAGGAACCAAGAUAGAGGAAGCCUUCUCCAGGGGGGUGGAAUCUCCCCCUCCUGGCCCUGGUUGCUCUGUCACUCACACCUGCCACUGUCCCCCCCCCACCACUGCACGCACACUCACACACUCACACACACUCUCCCAUGCCCCGAAGCCAGUUCCUGGGGCGCCACACCCUCCCUUGUUUGGGGUCCAUGUUUGUUUACCAGAGUUUUUUCUGGGGCCCCCCUUGAUAUCAUGACGUCUCCAGGUCAUUUCCGGUUCUGAGCUGCCCUGGUUCCUCCUUCCGUGCCCCACUGCCUUCUGCUCCCAUCCAGCCUUUCCCACACCAGUAGAUAUUAAGUUUGGAGGUUUCUUUUGUAUUUUGGAGGUUUUCUGUGAUCUAUCUCCUGUCCCUCUCUCCUACCCGCCCCCCACCCCCAGUCCUCACAUGGAAAUCAAUAAUGCAUUUGUGCCUUCUGUGAGAGAUGGGGGGACAAAUGGUCCCAGGUGUCCCCACUUCCCAGCCCUCCCUCCCUCCCUCCCUCUCCAGGUCCCCCCUCAGCAAUAAGAGCUUCCCUCCACCGUCUCCCUCCCCUCCCUGUAGUUGGACAAAUAUAUUUAUAUGAUAUGUAUAACUAUUCUAAUAAAAUGUGUUCUUAUCA